Messenger RNA from Babesia ovata, 696 nucleotides. RefSeq lists its product as uncharacterized. NCBI's taxonomy places the organism in Eukaryota, Apicomplexa, Aconoidasida, Piroplasmida, Babesiidae. The record is from RefSeq and is a predicted model, not a curated record. The transcript has 2 exons. The coding region runs from base 1 to 696 and encodes 231 amino acids.
AUGGUAUACAAUUCGCUGACCGAGGCUCCUCGCAACCUCAAGGAGGGUAUGGACUGGUUCCUUGCCUUGAAGGGAACCGAUGCCGAAGCCAACUUGAAGGCUAUGGGCGCCGCGCUUUACGAUUUGCUCGCAGACACGCCUGUUGGCUUCAAGGAGGUGCCAGCUCUCGAAAAGGUAAAGCCUAUUUCUAAGAAGUUCCUGGAAAAAGGAGAGCUUAAGGACUACUCACACGUGAAAGACCUUCUGAAACGAUACGAGCAACCUAUGAACAAAACUGAUUGGCUGUGGUAUAAGCGUCACACCUCUUACCACCCAAGCGAUUAUAUAAACAUCAUAGGCUUCUUCCGUCUCAAUCCUGAGAAAAUCGCAAAGAAAUUAGGUGAUGUUCUCGAAAGCGACGUGGGAGGCAUCAUGUUCGAAAAGCCGGAAGCUUGCGCAGCGGUCCUAGCGGGAAUUGCGCCUAUGUUAUACGCAGGGCUACAGUCGUUAUUGGAUGCGGACAAAUCUGCAGAGAAGAAGGGUCCAGGUUCUAAGGCGGCGACUCAUUUGGGAGAGAUAAUGAAAGCCAUAGGUUAUGUCAAGCCUGAAUGCAGACAGGACUUAACUGCUCCAGAUGUCCACAAGGCGUUGAGAGGUGUGGAUAAGCAUGUUGUGUACACACUCUACGACAUCUCUGGCAUGUGGGCCUUCUAUUGA